CAUCCGUCAGAGAGUUACAAUUAGCUCACACUUAAGUGACUGCUCCUUUUCUUACAAUGGCAUUAAAGACAAAUCAUCAGAAAAAUGUGUCAUCAGAGACUUAAAUUGCCCCAUACUUGGGGCAAUCUCACCAGCUAAUCAGUAUCUUGUCCGUCUGAUUGAAGACAAAAAGGAACUGUCCUUCAAAAAGCCAACAGAGGAUAGAAUGAAUUUGGUGUUCCAGGUAUUAGAAGAUCUCUUGCCAGAAUUGGGCAUUUAUACCAGUGUAUUGAACCUCAUCAGGGAUGAGUUGUAUGAUGGAGUUUAUAGUAUCCAACAUCCUGGGAAUUCAGGCCCAGAGUCUGGAAUAGCUGGCACAGCCACAAGAGCACCUUACUUCAGAUUAUUUCAUUGUUUGCAAGAAAAACGAAAUGAAGAAGUGGAAGCUAUCAGUACUGAACUAAAUGAUUUAAGAGAGAUAUUGUUGCAGAAGGAACAUGAACAAAUUGAGUUGCAAAAUUCUCUGUCUGAAUUGAAAAAAAGCAAUAAAUUGCCAGAAGAUCAUACAUUUUUCCUCAAUGAGAAUGUGCACGAGAAAACAGAGGAGAAUAAAAGGUUGCUGCAGAAGUAUCAUAAUGUAAAGGAGAAGACUGCAAAGCAAGCCAGAUGCUAUGAGGAUACUAUCAAAGACCUAAGGACAAUGCUACAGGACACAACAGAACAAGUGGCUGCACUCAUCCAGUAUAAGAAGAUUUAUGAAGAUCUUCAUGAGGGUUUCCAAUACCCCAUGGAAAUGCAGAGAAAGAGCUCAUUGUCAACCAUUUUAACAAAAGCUCCUGGGAACAAAAAGAUGGUUAAAACAGCAAACAAGGCUCAUUUAGUCUCAUGUAUUGAAGCUACAAAACAGUUUGAACACCAAGUUUUGAAAGUGCAGAACAGUGUAAUCGAAGAUUUUGAUUUACACUUAGAAAGUCAUAAGACUUGGCUGGCUUCCAAAAUGUUCCAGAAUAACAGAGCUGAUCUAGCUUAUUGCGAUGAGACACUUGAAAUGCAAACUAUAAACAAAGAAUUUGCAGAAAAGCAACAGAUAUUUCAGCAGUCAAUGGCAGAAAUUGCAACAGAGUUGGUCCUAGUAUAUCAACAUAAAGAAAGCUUGCAACAACAGCUGAAUGAACAGGAGAAGACUCCAAAACAGAAGCAGAAGAAAACUACUACUUUGAAGACAACACAAGUUGGAAAAGAAUCAAGGCCAGCUGCCGUGAAAGAGCCUCAGGCUCAAGUGCAUUUUACCUUUGACGAUACAGAACAGGAAACUGCGGCAACAUCAACCGUUUCCAAAAAAAAAGAGCAACAGGAAUUGCGCAUGCGUGAAGGAAUAGGCAUGCGCAAACACGAGCAACCCAAACUACAAAUCCCAGCUAUGAUCGGAACUGAAAGUGAAAGUGAAUAUGAGGUGGAAUCAGAUUCUCUGGAUAAAUCAGACAAAGAUGAAGAGACAAACAAAGAAGAGCAACAGGAAGAGGUUGGAGAUGUUAUUGGAGACUUAAAAAAACCUUUGGUGCAAAUAAUGCAUGAAUUAAAAGCAUUAAAAGUAAUAAAAAAGAUAUUAAAUAUGAAGAUUAUGCUUGAUAAAAUGAUGAAAAGACAGGACAAAAUGGACAAGAAAAUUAAAAACUUGUAAGAAACAACAGGAGACACCAUUGAUAGAGUGAAUAAAAUUCAAGAUAAUAUUUCUGCCUGAACAUCAGAAAGAAAAUGGUUGUUGGGAAAAGUGAAUGUACUUGAAAAUUUUAGCAGACAAAAUAAUAUUAAGAUUGUUGGACUUAAAGAAGGUAUAGAGGGAGAGGAUCCAAUAAUUUUUUUCAAAAAUGGAUUCCGGAAAUUUUGGAAAUGGAAGAAGGAACCCAGUUAAUUGAAAUUGAAAGGGCUCACAGAGCCUUAAGAUCAAGACCUCAAGUUGAUCAAAACCCACAAUCAAUCUUGAUAAAAUGCUUAAGAUAUCAAGAUAAAGAAAAGAUCUUGAAGGCGGCUGCCCAAUGUGCCAGAAAGAGAAACGGGCCAUUGAUGAUAGAAGGGAAAAUAGUUAUUUUCUAUCCUGAUAAAAAUUAUGACCUUUUGAAGAGAAAGAAGGAAUUUAACCCAGCAAAAAAAGUUUUAUGGGAAAAGGGUUAUAAGUUUAUAUUGCGCCACCUGGCAACCCUGAUAAUUUUUUUGGAUGACGGAAAAAGAAGAUCUUUUACUGAUUAUCGGGAUGCAGAAGAAUUUGCACAAGAACUCCCAAAUAUUUGCUAACCACAGCCAAAGAUUUAAAAGUGAAACGGAUUAAAGAUGAAGACAGGGACAGUCAAUGGAGUUGAUGGAUGUUUAAGGACAGAAGAAUAUUUAAAUAUAUUCUUAAUUAUAUGAUACAGGGGGAGAAAGGUAAAAAAUUUGAGAAAUAUUAACCGAGAGUAGUGAUAUUAUUUUUUCUUCUCUUGUAUAUACUUUUUUACGUUACGGGGGGGCUGGGGGAACUUCGGAUUCAUUGCUACGGGAUUCACGUGUGUAAUCAUGGCGAUUGCCAUGACCCGUACAACGAAGGGGGGUAAUGUUGUGUUUUCUUUUAUUCACAACAUUAGUAGGGGGGUAUUUUUUUUUUCUUUAUAAUCUAUUUUUCUUUAAUCUUUCUUUCUUUGCCUGGACAGUCGGGGUGGAGACACAUAGCAACAUGGAGAAUUUUAAAAAGAUUCCCCAAGGUACUGUGAAAGUUGAAAAAUUAGGUAUUACUAUAGACUGGAGUAACCCUGUUAAAAAUAAUGACUAAUUUACUGAAUUUUUAAAGUUUUAAUGUUAAUGGGCUUAAUGGACCGGUGAAAAGAAAAAGAAUUUUAACAUACAUUAAGAAAAUGAAAAUAAGUAUAGCUUUUAGCUGCAUUCCAUUUGAAAAAAAAUUACUUAUAAUUUAAGAGAUAAAUAUGAAAUAUUUCUGAAAAUUUGGCGCCCUUAUUUACAAAAGAUAGGAUUAAAUAUAUAGGUGCUCUGAAGAUAAAAUUAUUGGUUAUUUGUGGAAAGAAAUAAAUAUAUAUACUAAAGCUAUUAUGAACUCCAUGGAGCAUGUGG
This is a messenger RNA of Hypanus sabinus (Atlantic stingray), 3078 nucleotides long. RefSeq lists its product as uncharacterized. The transcript has 12 exons. Lineage: Eukaryota; Metazoa; Chordata; Chondrichthyes; Myliobatiformes; Dasyatidae. The coding region runs from base 206 to 1660 and encodes 484 amino acids. The record is from RefSeq and is a predicted model, not a curated record.